AUGGCAAAAUAUGCGGUAGAUUAUGCCUCAAAGCAAGAGAACUUACGAUCGCAAACAGAUGUGCGAACGUCGUUGGUUCAAUUCUACCGCCCGAUCAUUGCGAGCAAACCAGUGGAAAUGCAACUGCGUGAAGUAAGCCUAGGUAAAGCAUGGUCCACCUUACGUGUUGAAACAUUCCAAUUUGAGAAAGUCGCAGUGUCCGCAGAUAUUUGGCUCUGUAACUUCAAACUUCCGGGCAUCAGCCUCCAGACAGGCUGGCAGUUGAAUACCCGCCCCGUGAAUCUAUCGAUUCUCGAAAUGGACCUUGAUCCCGAAUGGACAUCAUACCAAACAGCAUUCCAUCGAAAUGGGUUUCGGCGCGCCCACUCCUACGUGAGAACUUUCAUACCAACUUCAUGGCCAUCCCAGAUAAAGUUCACAGAACAAUGGAUCUUACCCGGUUGGGACUGCCUCCCGCAAGGGUCCUGUGUGACUCAGAAAGAACAAGACAAAGCACGGUGGACAACAGAGAUGAUACAAUUUGCUAUAGAUAUGAGCUUUCCUGUCCAAGAGAAUUUCUUCCCACACACAGACCGACUACCGAUGGGCAGUAUUGCUGCUACUCUGGAAUUCGCAGAGGCGCAAAGAAAGGCUCGUGUGGAGGGAAAGCCGAAUUGGAGAGAACUGGAGCUAGACGGCUCAAUAAAACCUAUCACCCAAACUGUUCAUGUGACAUUGAGUAUGUCGACAGAGAUCAAGAGAAAUCUCCCACCUGAAGGUGUCCGAUGGCUUUACUUGCGCACUGAGGCUAAAAAUAUCACGAGUGGAAGGAUGGACCUGGAAAUCCUUCUUUGUGAUGAGAAUAUGGACUUGAUCGCCAUAAGUCAACAUGUUGCACAGAUCAUACCAUCCGCCCAGAAACACGAAAGGAGUCGGAAAGGCGCAAAGAUGUGA
Messenger RNA from Penicillium pulvis, 933 nucleotides. RefSeq names its product thioesterase-like superfamily-domain-containing protein. NCBI's taxonomy places the organism in Eukaryota, Fungi, Ascomycota, Eurotiomycetes, Eurotiales, Aspergillaceae. The coding region runs from base 1 to 933 and encodes 310 amino acids. The transcript has 2 exons. The record is from RefSeq and is a predicted model, not a curated record.